AUGUCUGCACAGCUGGCCAGCGGGCCUGGCUUGGGUGUCUCCAACUUUGAUGAGGAAUUUGUAGACCAAACAAGCAAGCUCGGGUCGGCCGAACUCAAUAAGGAGGAAUCUUACCACAUUUUAAACAGACGAUUAGUGAAUGUUGUUCUUGACGAGGUGCCCGCUCCCCCUCUCAAUACCAACAGGAUAGAGAGCUCUCCAAGGCCUGUCUCUCAGCUUCUGGAAGAGGAACGUCCUGAAGAAUCUUCGAAGGUGCAAGAAGCAGCAGCCCCUCAACCAGCGCAUGCUUCUGGUUGGUCUUCAGAUGAAACUGAGAGGCUUCAGAGUCAUAAGGAUGCAACCUCUAGUAGAGAGACUGGAAAAGCUCCUUUGGGGAAGGGGUUUAGGGGCUAUCUCGUCCAAGACUCGCUCAGCUCUCAGGCGCAUGCAGAGCAGUACAGGGCUGCAUUCAGAAGCGGGAGCAUUGGCAGCUGCUUGGAAUGGACGGUGUCAAAUGAUGGCCUUGACAUGCUACAAGGGAGACCAAGCGAGUUGGGUGCGCACCUUCAUGGAAAGGAACAGCUGACCUACUUGUUCACCGAGCAGCGGCGGCUGAUGAACGAUUUUUUUGAGAGCCUAGAUAUGGACCAGGUCCACACAUUCACGCAGCUGUGCCUUUCCUGCCAAGGUGUCCUGAUCUUCACCGGGGUUGGCAAGUCGGGUUUCAUUGCACAGAAGGUUUCACAAACGCUGGUGUCGACAGGAACCAAAGCCCUCUUCCUGUCUCCAACUGACGCUUUACAUGGAGACAUUGGAAUCAUUGGCCCAAAGGACAUUCUCGUGCUGUUCAGCAAGAGCGGCGCAACUGAGGAGCUGACCAAGCUGGCGCCUUACGCCAAGGCCAAGGGCGCGUACCUGGUGGCAGUCACGUCCUGCCAGGACAGCAAGCUGGGCAGGAUCUGUAACAUGCACGUCCACCUACCACUGGAAAGAGAGCUGUGCCCGUUCAACUUGGCCCCAGUCACAUCGACCACGAUCCAGAUGCUGUUUGGCGACACAGUCGCAAUCGCGCUGAUGCAAGCCAAGCAUCUUACGAGGGAGCAGUACGCCAAGAAUCACCCUGCGGGUCGGAUUGGGAAACGGCUGAUCCUGCGGGUUCAGGAUGUGAUGAAGAAGGGCGCAGAGCUGCCGCUGUGCGCACCCGAAGCUCCCCUGAUGGACAUGCUAGUUGAGCUGACGCAAAAGGGGUGCGGCUGCCUGCUGGUGACCGAUCAGCAAAAAAAGCUUCUUGGCACGUUCACGGACGGGGACCUGCGGCGGUCGCUAAACAGGUUCGGCUCGGACGUCAUGUCGAAGCGGGUUGGGGAGCUGAUGAACGAGAAUCCACGUGCCGUGCCUUUCGACUCGAUGGCUGUCGAAGCGCUGCAGCAGAUGGAGACGUCCAACCCGGUCACUUUCCUACCGGUGGUCGACACCCAGCGCAGAGUCACUGGGCUCGUCACCCUGCAUGGGCUAGUGGCAGCAGGUCUGUGA
Molecule: messenger RNA, 1512 nt
Organism: Klebsormidium nitens
Lineage: Eukaryota; Viridiplantae; Streptophyta; Klebsormidiophyceae; Klebsormidiales; Klebsormidiaceae
Source: the annotation of a GenBank genome assembly